GCUACAGAGGUCCGACCAGGCUAAGGGCCUGGGGAUGCCCCCUGCCUGGCCCCCUUGCCCUGACUGGCAGGGGGGCCGGGCCGGGUAGCAGCACCCGUCUCACCCCAGCCAUGGAUCUCCUUCCCCCCAAGCCCAAGUACAACCCACUUCGGAAUGAGUCUUUGUCAUCGCUGGAGGAGGGGGCUUCAGGGUCCACCCCCCCGGAGGAGCUGCCUUCCCCAUCAGCCUCAUCCCUGGGGCCCAUCCUGCCACCUCUGCCUGGGGACGACAGUCCCACUACCCUGUGCUCCUUCUUCCCCCGGAUGAGCAACCUGAAGCUCGCCAACCCAGCUGGGGGGCGCCCGGGGCUGAGGGGGGAGCCAGGAAGGACAGCCGAGGAUGGGGAGGGGAUCGCAGGGGCAGCCGUGCUGGACUCAGGCCCCCUGCACCUCCUCCAGGACAUGAACAAGCUGAGUGGAGGCGGCGGGCGCAGGACUCGGGUGGAAGGGGGCCAGCUGGGGGGCGAGGAGUGGACCCGCCACGGGAGCUUUGUCAAUAAGCCCACGCGGGGCUGGCUGCAUCCCAACGAGAAAGUCAUGGGACCCGGGGUUUCCUACUUGGUGCGGUACAUGGGCUGUGUGGAGGUCCUGCAGUCCAUGCGUGCCCUGGACUUCAACACCCGGACUCAGGUCACCAGGGAGGCCAUCAGUCUGGUGUGUGAGGCUGUGCCAGGUGCUAAGGGGGCACCAAGGAGGAGAAAGCCCUGUAGCCGCCCGCUCAGCUCCAUCCUGGGGAGGAGUAACCUGAAAUUUGCUGGAAUGCCAAUCACUCUCACAGUCUCCACCAGCAGCCUCAACCUCAUGGCAGCUGACUGCAAACAGAUCAUCGCCAACCAUCAUAUGCAGUCCAUCUCGUUUGCGUCCGGCGGGGACCCGGACACAGCUGAAUAUGUCGCCUACGUUGCCAAAGACCCCGUGAAUCAGAGAGCCUGCCACAUCUUGGAGUGUCCUGAAGGGCUUGCCCAGGAUGUCAUCAGCACCAUUGGCCAGGCCUUUGAGUUGCGCUUCAAACAGUACCUCAGGAACCCACCCAAGCUAGUCACUCCCCACGACCGGAUGGCUGGCUUUGAUGGCUCGGCUUGGGACGAGGAGGAGGAAGAACCGCCUGACCAUCAGUACUAUAAUGACUUCCCCGGGAAGGAACCCCCUCUUGGCGGGGUGGUGGACAUGAGGCUUCGGGAAGGAGCCACCCCAGGGGCUGCUCGACCCACUCCGCCCGGUGCCCAGACCCCCAGCCACCUGGGGGCUACGUUGCCUGUGGGGCAGCCUGCGGUGGGAGACCCAGAAGUCCGCAAACAGAUGCCACCUCCACCACCUUGCCCAGCAGCCCGGGAGCUCUUUGAUGAUCCCUCCUACGUCAAUGUCCAGAACCUAGACAAGGUCCGGCAAGCAGGGGGUGGGGGUGGGCCCCCCAAUCCUGCCAUCAAUGGCAGUGCACCCCGGGACCUCUUUGACAUGAAGCCCUUUGAAGACGCCCUUCGGGUGCCUCCGCCUCCCCAGUUGGUGUCUAUGGCUGAGCAGCUCCGAGAGGAGCCCUGGUUCCACGGGAAGCUGAGCCGGCGGGAGGCUGAGGCGCUGCUGCAGCUCAACGGGGACUUCCUGGUGCGGGAGAGCACAACCACGCCCGGCCAGUAUGUGCUCACCGGCCUGCAGAGCGGUCAGCCCAAGCACCUGCUCCUGGUGGACCCUGAGGGGGUGGUUCGGACCAAGGAUCACCGCUUUGAGAGUGUGAGCCAUCUCAUCAGCUACCACAUGGACAAUCACUUGCCCAUCAUCUCUGCGGGCAGCGAACUGUGUCUCCAGCAGCCUGUGGAGCGGAAACUGUGAUCCAUCCAAAUGCCGUCUCCCAGAAGAUGCCCUCCAGCCUUUCCACCCUAUUCUCUGACUCUCAGGACCUCUCGUUCUGUGGGCUUGGUCUUGUGUAGGAGCUGGUGGUCGUGUGGACGCUGGGCUCAUCAUCUGGCUGAGAGGCUUUGAGUCAGGAGACGGGGGUAGAAUCCUGCUUCUCCCCAAACCUCACCAAAGUAUUAAUGUACAGAGUGGCCCCCUUCCCUGGGCCUUGCCUGUGCCAACCUGAUACUCCCUUCCCUGAGAAGGUGGGUACUUGAGGCCUGGGGAGUGCCUCCGAGUAAUGGACAAUGUCCUGUGGUGAUUAAACCCAGUGGAGCUGUCACCCUUCCAGGGAAGGGGGGAUGAAUCACACCUUCGGUCUACCCCUGGGCUCAGGGUACCCCCAAAUCCCUCUCAGCCCUCCCUCCCCCCAGUGUUUAAACUUUGUGCCUUUGACCAUCUCCUAGGUCUGAAGAUAUUUUAUGCAAAGAGUUCUUCUCAAGCCCUUGAGGUUGAAGACAAGGGUCCUGACACCUUCUUGGCUGCUGGGACCCUGUCCUCUUCCUUGCUUAUCACCCCCUCCAGUUUGGGCUGGGAGAACAGGCCGGAGGGGCAGCUGUCCCGUCUCUCAGGGGAUAUGCAACCCUUAUAGAGGCUGCUCCAGCGCCCCUCUCCCGGCCAGGGGGGAGAUGGACCCCUCCCUUGCUCAGUGCCUCCUGGGGCCGGGGGACCCCUCACAGAAGGGGGCUGUAUAUACAUUUCACAAGCCCCACCCCCUCCCAUGUUGCACGUGUGUUAGACUCUACAGCCAAAGUGUAGCCCUUCCUCCAGCAGCCUCUGCCCUGCCUCCCCCUGCUGGGGGCGGGAAGAGGAGGGGGAGACGGCAUUGGGGCCUCCCGUACAGUUAACUCUCCCAGGUGGAUUCCGCAGAGGAGGAAAACGGGCACUGAGACUCUAAAGCAGUAGACAAUCCCCAAAUAUCUCUAGAUUUGGAACUGCUUUUAUUGUUUAUUUUAUAUGCAUAUGUUUUAGGGCUGUAGAUUUACUUUCUUAAUUUUGUUUUACGUGGUUUAUUCUUGAGCACAAAAUGAUUAUAAUCGAUUACGUUUAUAUAAUCACCUCUUUGACUUUUCAAAGCCCUUUUAGAACUAUUGAAUGUUCCUCAUCCUAGCCCGUGAGGUAAUUGGGAUCGGCAGCAUUAUCUCUUUACAGGAGACCUAAGGCAGAGAAAAGUGGAUUUAAGAUCUAGGACUAGAGAAACUUGGGCCUUUUACCGCCGAGGCUGGGCGGCAGAAGUUUGGCUGAAUAAGUAUUAACAGUUUCACGAAGGGGCACAUGAAAACCUGCAGUUAUUUAUCGCGAACCUUCUACAUGCCCGACCCUGCUCUAGGCCCCGGUGGCCACAGAGGAGCCGGCCCUGCGGCUCUGUAGGCCUUGCGGAUAAGGGAGAGUUGACUGUGGGGCGCUUCGCCUCCUUGGUUGGAUGUGUUCACGGGUCUCACCUUAUACCAAAGGGAAAUAAUCUUCAUUAAAGUCCGUAUUUCUUCUA
Messenger RNA from Trichechus manatus latirostris (Florida manatee), 3417 nucleotides. RefSeq names its product SHC adaptor protein 1 (gene SHC1). Gene Ontology annotation, biological process: epidermal growth factor receptor signaling pathway; insulin receptor signaling pathway; intracellular signal transduction. The coding region runs from base 111 to 1865 and encodes 584 amino acids. Gene Ontology annotation, cellular component: plasma membrane. The transcript is spliced from 12 exons. Gene Ontology annotation, molecular function: receptor tyrosine kinase binding. NCBI's taxonomy places the organism in Eukaryota, Metazoa, Chordata, Mammalia, Sirenia, Trichechidae. The record is from RefSeq and is a predicted model, not a curated record.